Messenger RNA from Jatropha curcas, 4047 nucleotides. It is a transcript of the gene FLD, whose product is annotated as protein FLOWERING locus D-like protein. The record is from RefSeq and is a predicted model, not a curated record. Gene Ontology annotation, molecular function: protein binding; oxidoreductase activity. Lineage: Eukaryota; Viridiplantae; Streptophyta; Magnoliopsida; Malpighiales; Euphorbiaceae.
AUUUGGUUGGAAAUUUCGCUGUGAAUGUUGUUGUCCAAUAGGUCUAAGCGGAGAAGCCGCUUGAGAGUGGAACUUUCUAGUGAGAUCUCACCAGAGAAGUUAUUGCUAGCAAAAUAAAGAAGCCGGAGGUUCGUACAGUAUAUGAGAUAUAAAACGGUACGUUGAGACGGUUAUCAUGGAGAUCAAGGACCUAAAGCUGAUCAAGCAAUGAAAGGGAAGAAAUAGAACAACACGACUGGUGGCAGAGCAUUUAACGGCAACCCAUGUGACUAGCAUUGGAUAUCAUUGGCUCUGGUCUAGAUCUCGGCCACACACAUCGUUGACGCCGCCAAAAGACACAAGAUUUAAAUCGCUGAAUCCAGCUAAGGAAUUCUGAAAACACAACAGCUGAGCUGAGAACAGGAGGAAGAAGAAAGGGGAGAUGGACCCAUUAAAACAAAAAAUUGCAGACUCUCUCUGAGAAUAGCAAACAAUGAACCCAUCAACCCCAACUCCCGAUGAAUUCUCUUCUCUUCCUCUCGAAUUCAUUCCUUAUCCUCCUCUCCCUGACCCUACUCCUAAUCCUAGUUCAAUCCCAAGUUCCACUCUUUCUCUCAAUUCUAAUAACCCUAAUCAAUUCCUUUCCUUCUCUGUCCCCAAGAAACGACGUCGCGGCCGAUCCCAACGCACCACCAUCGCUUCCACCUCAACAACGUCGUUUCAGAUUCCACUUCCACAAUUGCCAACCAAACCUAAAGUUUCUAUAAUUGAAAACCCUAACCCUAAUCCUAAUUCAUUAAUCCAACAACCAGUACCUGACAUUGCCGAAGAGAUUAUAGUAAUCAACAAAGAAUCUACCAAUGAGGCAUUGAUCGCACUUUCUGCAGGUUUUCCUGCUGAUUCUCUAACUGACGAGGAAAUUGAAGCCGGCGUGGUUUCGGUUAUCGGCGGCAUUGAACAGGUCAAUUAUAUACUCAUUAGAAACCAUAUCAUUGCUAAAUGGCGCGAAAAUGUGAACAGUUGGAUAACAAAAGAAAUGUUCACAAAUUCGGUGCCAAAACAUUGUCAUGGCCUGUUAGGUUCUGCUUAUGAUUAUUUAGGUUCACGCGGGUAUAUUAAUUUUGGAGUCUCACAGUCAAUUAAAGAGAAAAUCCCUAAUGAAUUUACGAAGUCAAAGGUUAUAAUCAUCGGUGCUGGUUUGGCUGGAUUGGCUGCUGCGAGGCAGUUAAUGAGGUUUGGGUUUAAGGUUACAGUUUUGGAGGGGAGAAAACGUGCUGGUGGGAGAGUUUACACCAAAAAAAUGGAGGGAGGAGGCGGAAAUAAGGUUACUGCAUCAGCAGAUUUAGGUGGAACUGUGUUAACAGGGACUUUGGGAAACCCAUUAGGAAUUUUGGCAAGGCAGUUGGGGCAAUCAUUGCAUAAGGUAAGAGAUAAGUGUCCACUGUAUAGUUUUGAUGGGAAACCAGUUGAUUUGGAUACAGACUUGAAAGUUGAAACAGUUUUUAAUCGUUUAUUAGAUAAGGCAAGUAAGCAUAGGCAGUUAAUGGGGGACGUUGCUAUGGACGUAUCAUUAGGGGCAUCAUUGGAAACUUUUAGGCAGGUGUAUGGGGAUGCAGUGAAUGAGGAGGAAAUGAACUUGUUUAAUUGGCAUUGUGCAAAUCUGGAAUAUGCCAAUGCUGGAUUGUUGUCAAAGCUUUCAUUGGCGUUUUGGGACCAGGAUGAUCCAUAUGACAUGGGUGGGGACCAUUGUUUUAUGCCUGGUGGGAAUGGAAGGUUGGUUCAAGCUUUAGCAGAGAAUGUGCCAAUUUUGUAUGAGAAGACUGUGCAUACUAUUAGGUAUGGGAGUGAUGGAGUGCAGGUUGUUUCUGGAAGUCAGGUUUUUGAGGGGGAUAUGGCACUGUGUACAGUUCCACUUGGGGUAUUGAAGAGUGGGUCCAUAAAAUUUAUUCCUGAGUUGCCCCAGAGGAAGCUUGACGGGAUAAAGAGAUUGGGGUAUGGGCUGUUGAAUAAGGUUGCAAUGCUUUUUCCUUAUGUGUUUUGGGAAACUGAUCUUGACACAUUUGGGCAUCUAACUGAUGAUUCAAGCACUCGAGGGGAGUUCUUUUUGUUUUAUAGCUAUGCAACCGCUUCUGGUGAUCCACUAUUGAUUGCUCUUGUAGCAGGAGAAGCUGCACAUAAAUUUGAGAGUAUGCCUCCCACAGAUGCAGUGACACAGGUUCUUCAGAUUCUCAAGGGUAUUUAUGAACCAAAAGGAAUCACUGUCCCAGAACCUAUCCAAACCGUCUGUACAAGAUGGGGUAGUGAUCCGUUUACCCUUGGUGCAUACUCUAAUGUUGCAGUUGGGGCUUCUGGAGAUGACUAUGAUAUAUUAGCAGAGAGUGUUGGGGAUGGAAGACUUUUCUUUGCAGGGGAGGCCACCACCAGGCGGUAUCCUGCAACAAUGCAUGGAGCUUUUCUUAGUGGGUUAAGAGAAGCUGCAAACAUAGCUCGUUAUGCUAGUUCUCGAACUUUGAGUAUGAAAAUUACUAGGGGCUCUUCAAAGAAUGCCCAUAACUGUGCUUCUCUUCUUGCAGAUUUAUUUAGAGAGCCUGAUUUAGAAUUUGGGAGUUUUUCUGUCAUUUUUGGUCGAAAGAAUACUGAUCCAAAGUCCACAGCAAUCUUGAGGGUGACCUUUAAUGAACCUCGGAAGAAAAGUCAAGAAGGUUCUGGGCCAGAUCAACAACAUUCCAAUAAAUUACUUUUUCAGCAGCUUCAGUCACAUUUUAAUCAGCAACAACAGCUUCAUGUUUACACCUUGUUAUCUAAAGAGCAGGCCUUUGAGCUAAGAGAGGUGAGAGGGGGUGAUGAAAUGAGGUUGAAUUAUCUGUGUGAGAACCUAGGAGUGAAGCUGGUUGGGAGAAAGGGUUUGGGGCCUACAGCUGAUUCUCUUAUUGCUGCUAUAAAAGCUGAGAGGGGUGGUCGCAAAGCAACAUCACCUGCUUUAGCUCUUAAAGUGGGUCCUUUAAAGGGGACAACUAAGCUAAAAACAGGCACUUUGAAGCAGAAAAUGAUCAGGAGAGCUAAAAUAGUGAGCAACAGCAAUAGAUUGUUACCUAUUCCAAAUUCAAAUGUAAUAAAUGGUCAAAAGCCAGAGGAAAUUCGGGCAGCAAAUCAGGCACAUUCAGAAACAUCAGUUGCAGGGCAAAGUCAAGUUGAUGGAUUGAAGAAUGAGCAGAUGGCACCUUUCUACUGAUAGUUGAGAUACUGAGCAAGUACCAAUGACACUAGGAUUGGUUUUAAUGCCAUUCAACUUACUCAAGUGUCAAUACUGGUUUUCUCCAGUUGGAACCGUACCUCAUUUCUGUGGGCAACUUUAUAAGUGCUGUUCCCAACAGUUGGAAGGCACAUGUGCCAGGCCAAAGGCACGAGAAGAUUGGUGCAAUAACCUCGGAGCAUACACAAUUGGUCUAGAGCAUGUUAUUUUCUAGGGUCUUUGCAAGCUGUUAUUAAAAAGACCAUAAUGAAUUGGGAGCUUUCUGAUGAAGGCAACAAGUUCAGUUAUAUGGUGCAGAGCAGCAGGGCCACGGAAUUUCCUGCCUCACUAUUUUAAGCCUGUUGUCAAGGUACCUCUUUUGUGGAGAUUGUGCCCUUGGAGAUGGUUUUUACAGGGAAAUGAAGUAAUUUGAUUUGGGGCAUUGUCAUAUCAGGGUUUGACAAGGUAAAAUCUGAUUUCAACUUUAUUGAUGAUCUUUGGGGUUACAAACAACAAGAUGGGUACACUACACCAUUGAACAUUAUGGAUGAGUGCUCUCUGGUUGGAACUCAUAAGACUAGCAGCCUACAAACCUGUGUUGUGCUGCAUUUUAUCAAGCUCGAUGUUUUUCUUUAUAGUUGGUGUACAUUUAGGAAGUGAAUAAGGGGACAAAAAAGGUAGUUGCUUGGUUACAAUGUAUAGUGUGUGUUUGUAAAAUGUUUCCCUUAAAUUUGAGAAGAAAACCUCAAAAAAGGAGUAUUUUAAUCCCCCUUUUUUUUUUCUUUCACAUAACAUAAUAGUGAAGAAUUUAAUAGCAAGUUUUAACCUUUUCUUCA